GAGUAAUCGCUGUCUGGUUGAAGUUUGUCCCUCUGCAGCUACGGUUACCCCCUGACGUCACUCAGCUAGCCGUGAGUGGCUAAACAACUCAUUUGUGUCUGGCCAGUUGCUAUAAAAUCGUCUGCCUGUUGAGCUUAGAGAUAUUCUCUGACGCACGAUACGUUUUUAGUCCUGUUGCUGCUUGGGUAUGUGGUUCUCCUGUGUCAAAGUGUUUUACUGAUUGCCAGACGCUUCCGGGUAAUCGCGCUGUGUAUUGCUGAAGGUCCUGGGCAAAGCACACACCGGGUAGCUUUACCACAAUUUACUAGCAUCAAGAAGGUCUGGGGCAAAGUACCCGCCGUGUAGCUGUAACGUUACUGCCAGACGCUUCCGGGUAAUCGCGCUGUGUGCUUUUGAAGGUCCUAGAAGGGUUGUGAAGACCAGCGCAAAGGCCUGUUUUUCCACCGUGUCAGUUCAUAUGUCAACAUUGAGGCAGAUUGCUCCUGCUGCUUUGCCUUGCCUGAAUUAAGUUUUAUAUAUUUCUUUUCUUUAUUGUUUAUUUUGCCGUAGCCUCCGUCUACUGCUCUGUCUGACUGAUGUGGUAUUGGCUGUGCUAGUAGUGUAUAGCGUUACAUUUCUCUAUCCAUUUUUCUAGUGAUAACUAACUUGUUCUUUUCCUUGUCUUUCCAGAGUAUUAGCGUAGCUGCUCACAAGAGAGGUUCCUGGUUCCGUCCCCACACCCUGCACCACGUAUUGUAGUGGUAAAUUGCACUUCACAAUCUUGUUUGAAUCAUCGGCUUGUGGUGGUGUGUGUGUGCGUGUGUGUGUGUGUGUGUGUGUGUGCGUGUGUGUGGAUGCAUGGGAUCGUGGGCUCCAGGUUCCAGAGCACGGGUGGUGAACGUCACGCGUAUCUCGGACAGGUAACCUGCCUUGCCAGCGAAUCAGUAUUUUCUAGUUUAAUUGGUAAUCAUACAUUGUCCCCUGUAACAGCUAAUGCCAGGUCUAGUCUCUAUUAGUAAUGUGUCUCUAGGAUGACGGUGUGGCUCUUUUAAUGAUACCAUUGUAUAAUAAAGUUUUGUUACUGUUUUUCUACUGAGAACACGUCUCUGUCUAGUUCAUCUUAUGUGUACUUCGACGAAUCUGCUCGCCUUAAAUCAGGUAUUUAGCAGUUCAGGUGUAAAGUAUAUCCUGGUGUGAGAGGCACCAGGUGGCGUAGUCCAGAACCUUUAAAAUCUAGAUCUGUUCAAAGCACCGAAAGGUCACAAAGUGGCGUAGUCGGCAGGGUUGUUGCACACAGAGACGUGUCUUUUUUUUCUUUUCUUUUCUUUCUCUUUUUUUUGUUUUAUGUAUAUUUUGAUUUUCAAGGCAUAGUAGUCGGCUAAGGGCAAAGCAGCAGUGGGCACGGCGUGGGACCUAAAAGAGCAGUGGGCAGACCACUGACUACCCCACCGCCUCUCUUGUAACGUGGGCAUUACUCCGCUGCAGCAAUGGACGAAGUUGAACAGCUGAGAGAACAGAUCCGUCAGCUGCAGGCAGAUAAUGGCCGCCUGCAGCAGCAGCAACCACCGCCGCCUCAGCCGGACAAUUCCGCCAACCCUGCUAACCCUGUGUCCCAUGAACGGAUGAUGUAUCUCCCUAGGGAACGGAAGUGUCCUGUAUUCCGGGGUAGGGUGGGUAUUGACAUUGUGGAGUGGGUGGAAGAGGUGGAGGUCUGUGCGCGUACUAGACGUUUGGGUGCACUUGACAAAGCUUAUUUUAUGUUUGAUCAUCUGGAUGGGGAGGCUAAAGAUGAGAUUCGCUAUAGGCCAAGGGCAGAUCGGGAAAACCCGGAAAGAAUUGCAAAUAUUCUCAAAGAACUUUAUGGGUGUUCCCAGUCUUAUGUUGCCUUACAAGAAAGUUUCUUUUCUAGAAAACAAUUAGAUGGUGAAUCUUUACAAGAAUAUUCACAUGCUCUCUUUUCUCUGAUGGAUAAAGUUAAACAGGUCUCCCCUGAUUCAGUACCCCAGUUUGACAUGUUGCUCCGUGACCAGUUUGCAGAGCACGUUAUUGACUCGGACCUCCGCAGGGAGUUGAAGAGGCUUGUCCGUCAGACCCCAGGGAUGUCCAUGCUAGAAGUGCGUGCUGCUGCCAUCCGGUGGGAGUGUGAGGGCAGGCCCAGUGACUUCAAUAGGGGUAGGAGUCAUUCAGUUCCCUCUCUUUGCGCUAUGCAGUACUCCAAGACUCAGCCAAGCAGAGCUUCAUCGCCCAUUAGUAUGGCAAGUUCAGAAAUGGCAGAGCUGCGGUCUAUGUUGCUGAAGCAACAAGAACAGAUCAACCACUUAACUAGUGCCUUAACUACUUUGCAAGGAGUAGCUCGCCCAGCCUAUUCCAAUCGUCCCUCUCUAGUUAGUCGGCCGUCAACUGUCAUUUGUAGGCGAUGCUUAAAACCUGGUCACUACGCUCGAGAGUGUAACAAUGAGAGAGUAGUAGCUCCUAAUUACAUCCCCCAGGCCCAAGCUCAGGCUAAUGUUGUCUCAGUUUCUCAGUCGGAAAACUAGCUCCCUUCAGCGUGCAGAGCCACACGCUGAGAGGGGAUGGUAGCGGCUCUCAGAAUCAGAAUACUCUUAGUCACCCUGUAACCUCCCUUGUCGCUCAGUCCCCGAAGGUAACUGUGAGAGUAGGGGGAGUAGUUGUCAGUUGUCUUUUGGACACAGGGUCUAUGGUAUCUACCUUGGUAGAGAGUUUCUUUGUGCAACAUUUCAAGGAUAAACUUCAACAGUGUAAUUGGUUGCAGCUUCGGGCUGCAAAUGGUCUAGACAUACCCUAUAUCGGGUAUGCUGAG
Messenger RNA from Carassius auratus (goldfish), 2800 nucleotides. RefSeq lists its product as uncharacterized. The transcript has 3 exons. Gene Ontology annotation, molecular function: nucleic acid binding; zinc ion binding. NCBI's taxonomy places the organism in Eukaryota, Metazoa, Chordata, Actinopteri, Cypriniformes, Cyprinidae. The record is from RefSeq and is a predicted model, not a curated record. Bases 1467 to 2516 code for a protein of 349 amino acids.